Molecule: messenger RNA, 662 nt
Organism: Caenorhabditis angaria
Lineage: Eukaryota; Metazoa; Nematoda; Chromadorea; Rhabditida; Rhabditidae
Source: the annotation of a GenBank genome assembly
AUGCAAAUAUUCGUAUUUUUUGCCUUAUUAGUUUUGGGUUUGGCUUAUGAUUCAACCACUACUGUAGAUCCCUUUCGAACUACUGGAACAACCAGUGAGUUUUCGCGCCAAAAAGAUUACUGUAGCGCUGGAAAAUCCACGUUUUUUGACACCAAACAAGCCUAGGAUUACUGUAGAUUUUAGGGCCGAAAAUUUGGAAUUUUCAAAUUCUGUAGAUCAAAGAUUACUGUAGCUAAAUAAGCCUGUAGAUCAAAAUUUUGGCGCCAAAAAAAUUCAAAUUUUUCCCCCAGCCGCCACGUAUUGCCACGACGAAGCCGGAAUCGAUUGUCAACAAUACAUCGGUCAAUGCUACGAUCCGAAAUAUAUUCCACUUUUGGAGGGGUACGGUAGAUUACUGUAGCUCGCUCAAAAAUCCACGUUUUUUGCAGAAAAUGCGACAAAACUUGCGGAUACUGUGGCCCAAUCAUUUCUACACCAUCUCCUGCGUCAUGUGUGGAUAAUUCACAAAAGUAGGUCGUGCCACGUGGAAUUCUUACUGUAGCUAUUGUUUCAGCUGUGUGAUUUGGGUCAAAAAUGGAUUCUGCACCAAUACAAUGUACUCUUGCGCUCAACGCAAGCAAUAUUGCGCUAAAUCUUGUAAUAUGUGCUAUUAUAAUUGUUAA